CAAAAUGGCGACUGCCGCUAGGGUAACCGUUCGCUAAUGCUCAAAAUACCAAGGCAUAAGGUAAAAGAACAAUUAAUUCCCACUAUCCUUGAAAGCAGCACAGGUCGCCUUUGUCAAGACAUGCUCCUACUGUUGUAAUCCGUCGAAAGGUAAAACACAUUUCGAAAGUUUUAUUUCAUCGCUUAGUUUUUACUCACUUUUGACUCAGCCUGUUCUGCCCAGUUCUGGUAAAUUCUGCUGACUGUACGUUGUGAAACAUUCAGAGGAAAACCCAGAUGUUUCGAAACUGUUGGAGAGAGAAGGAACUCUAAUCUGCUAGAAGUCAAACAAUAAAACUUCCCGCUUAAGGAAAUGGAAACCGCCUCAGGGGGAAGCACAGGGCUCUUCCGACUUAACCCGUGUAUGUGUGUGUGACAGGCUCAUAUAUCGCUGUCACAAUCACAACAUGUCACUACAGCCACUCUUUUCCUGCUGGCGAAAUUCGUCUCACGUGUCAGAACAACAAGGGUGAAACGGAGCCAGAAUUUCAACAUUUCAGAGGUUUUCCCAGCUGGCUGUAAUUUUUGUGCCCAGAUGUCACAAAACUGGUUAAAUUAGGUUAAAAGUCAAAGCUGUGCAGAUAAAUGCCAUUUUAAGUGCGAAGUCUCUACUUUAUGGUUAUGAUUAGGGUUAUUUUGCUGAAAAUUAGAUGAAAAGUAGGAUAAUACUUUUGAUUUAAGAGCUUAGCUAGCACCAAAGUCAAGAUACAUAAAAUAGAGUUAUGGAUUCAGACGACAAAUUAAUUAAUUAAUUUAUUUUUUUAUGCUUGAGACAAUGAAGUUUAUUUUGGGCCACUACUGUGAUCACUUUAUUCAUUUUUUUCUCCUUCUUCUAGUCCUUAAAGCUACUAUAAGGAUUUUUUAAUGCUACACAAAAACAAUUUAGACUGACUGUUUUUAUAUCUUAAUUUCUAAAGCCUCAGGUGUCAGCCAAGCAGCAGAGUAUGUUUUCUAUAUUAAAAAACUCAUAUGAAAUGAUACACUUGACUACUUAAAGCUCCUGUGGGGAAUUUUUUAAAGGGAUACUCCGGCAUAAAAUUGAGUUAGGGUCAAACACACCGUAACACCGAGUUAGACACCCCGUUGAGUGAUUAAUGUUGCUGACCGCUUGCUUCUCUAGUUAUACCAACUUUAGUAACCGCAAAUAGCAAUACACUAGUGGCUAGUGCUGUUGCUAGGACCCUAUAUGUACUGUUGAUGAAUUGAGGGGCUGUUCUGAGCAUUAUUUGUGGCUAUAGUGUGGCGUUUUGGUUGUGCGCGUGGCUUUCUGUAUUGCUACCCCUGCGGUUGUUACUAAAGUUGGUAUAACUAAAGAAGCAAACGACCGGCAACAUUCAUUUCUCGAUGGGGUGUCUAACUCUGUGUUACUGUGUGUUUGACCCUAAAUUAAUUUUAUGCCGGAAUAUUCCUUUUAAAUUCAUAAAAUGGACUGAAAUUAAUUUUGGUACAAGAUUAGCAGUUUGUUGUUGUUAUUUUCUUAACCAUUAAGCUAAAUAAACAAACAAGAACAGUCACAUGUUUAUCGUGGCUUGAGUCAUGUUUCUGUUUUUAGAAAUAUGAUAAGCACGAUGAAACCACAACCACGUGUUAAUUUGUUGUUGUUGAGGGAAAUCCCUGCCCAGAGGAUCAUGUUUAUAAGUGUUUUUGUUUUUUUUAAGACAAGAUAAAGAAAUGCAAUAAAAAAAUUGAAGUAAGAAGAGUUCAGGCUAUGCAAUGAUAGUUUUUGCCUGUCAUCAUGUUGAAGUGCUAUUCUAGAGUCUGCUAACUCUGGAUCUAACUUCUCAUACCUUUUAAAUCUAUUUGAGUCCUCACACUCACUCAUGUCAAAAUUAGGAUGUUGCAAUGACUGUACAGUCGUUUAGCAGGGCUAGACGACCAACAAGUUAAUAAUAACGCCAUAUAUAUAAAUCCCUGUAAGCCCCUUAAAACCCAGACCAAGAAAAACAAGCAUCAGGUUGUUUAAAUCUGUUUCAGCAACCAGCCUGGAAUAUUUCAGAUGAAACUUACCUCUCUUGUGGCAUUGCCCCUCUAAAAAGAGAAGUAUACUGUGUCCUGACUGUAAAUGUGUCACUUCUUCAGCAUACAGCUGUGGUCCAGACAGAAGUUCUCAGUGGGCACACAUCCGUAAACUUACUACUCUUUUCGUUUUCACUGGGAAAUUUUAGCUGUUUUCUCAGGAGCCUGUCUGCAGAAGCACGUAAAACCAUAAACCGAUGCUGCGUUCCAGUUACCUUGGAAGUCUGAUGUCGGAGCUGUGGGAAAACCAAGAUGGACACCUACAGUUAGCCGUUGUUUACAAUUGUCAGCUAUUGUUAGCUGCUGUCAGUAGUUGUUAGCGGAUGUCAGUUGUUGUUAGUUGUUGUUAGCUAUACCAUUUGUAAACAACUCAUAACACAGUAUUUUUCUCUUACAAACGCCAUAGCACCGUGUUCACAGUUAGACGUUGGGCAGUACAACAUAUACCACUUAUUGAAUUUCACAAAAACAAAACAGAGGUGCAAAUAAAUAAUACUUUACGAGAGCUUUUACUGCACUGCGCUGCCAUCUUGGAUUAUGACAUUGUCGUCAAGUUGGGGUUGGACCGUCCAACUUUCCGAGUCGGAUAUGCGACUUCAGGGGGGCAUUGCAAUGACUGCGCAAUCAUUCAUUAAGGCAAGACGACCAACAAGUUAAUUAUAACGCUGUAUAUAAUAAUCCCUGUAAGCGUUUCUCCCCAUUUCUCAAGAGCCUGUCUGCAGAAGCACGUAAACCACUGACUUACCUACACUUAAAUAGACAUGGCAGCAUGUUUUGGUUUGGCGGAUCACAGUGACUUUUCUAUUUUUUUUUUAUGGUCUAUAAACGAGGGUGUAAAAAAAGAGCUCGCCAUAAAUAAUUGUUGAGAAGAGAUAAGAUUAAAAAAUAAGCACGACCUUAAAAAACACUGCUGAAAUUAACCUGUUAAAGUAAAACAACAGAUUGAGUUAAAAUCUGCAGAAAACAGACUGAAGUUUGACCAAAAGUACACAAAGAGAUUAAAAUGCGGAUGUACGUCCGCUAGGAGCUUCCGUAUGGAGCUGGAAUGAGGGCUGUCGCCGCCUCAGGGGACUGUUUUAUCAUCAGAAUCAGAUAUUUAUGUUUUUAAAUCUACAUAAGUAUUCUGUAAGUUUUGGGAUAUUUUUUCAACAUACUAUCCUCUCGUGUAUUUCUCUUUAUGGACGCCUCGCCAUGGGGUUUCCCCCAUUACAUCACGUGUAUGAGGCUUGUAUGGGCAGAGCUCUUCACGGCACAGUUUAUGUUGAUACCGGUCUGUGUGUGUGUGUCAGUGUCUCUGCUCCUGUCGUAGGCUGAAGCUGCUUCUCUAACGAUGGCCUACGGCAGGUCCAGUUUAUCCAUCUCUCUCAGCAAAUUAGCUUUUAUUGUCGUCCUUUUGCUGCUUUUUGGCGAAACGUUUGUUAAAGGUAAGUCACGAAGUUAAUUAUUUACUCGAAGUAGCGAUAAAAGUGAUAAUGUAAACUGGAUAGUUUCCCGGAUGCAACCGGUAUUUUUUGUGUCUAACGCCUUUUAACGUUUUUUUUUUAAACCUGUUUUCCGUUGAUACAGUUGGCCGUUGCCCUGGCAAAGAAUCUUUUUGAUUACCAUAGCAACCACUGCACGGUUAGUUAUUUCAGCUAACGUUACCGAUUUUCCUCUUUGUUUCGGCUGCUGUAACAAACAAAUACACCUACAACUUUUAUUUAAGACUCUCAGUGGAGACGUGUUCUGAAGCUUUGUUUAGUUUUUGUGUUCUUAUUCCUCUUUUUUGAGUCUGAAGUGACAAAAACCGAGAUUUAAUGACCAUAAUUGAGAUGAGAACGAUUUUUAUACUCUCUUCUUUUACACCGCAACUUUACAUGAAAUAAAUGAACAUUUGUUGAAGUAAAACUAAUAAUUUAAACUGGAUAGUUACCCGGAUGCAAUCUGUGAACGAUAUUUUGUGUUUCUAACGUCUCUCAUCGGUUUUUCUCAACUGUUUUCCGUUGACACUCGUUGCCCUGGCAAAGAAGCGUUAUUGAGAACCAUAGCAACCACUGGACGGUCAGUUAUUUUAGCUAACCUGACCGUUUUUCCUCUGUUUAGAACUACUAUUACAAACACACCUACAACUUUUAUUGAAGACUCAAAGCAUAGACGUGUUUUGAAGCAUUGUUUAUUUUUUGUGUUUUUAUUCCUCUUUUUUGAGUUUGAAGUGACGAAAAAAAAAGAUGUAAUAACUUAAAUUAAGAUGAAAACGGUUUUUGUGCUCUCUAAUUUCGCAGUGUAACUUAACAUAAACUGAAAUGAACACUUGUUGGAAAAAAACAGUAUUUUUGUCAUUUCACUUUUUCAUUUUUAUUAUUUUUUUUCAAACAUGUGCAUGCAACACCAAAAGUAAACUUAAAACAAACAAACAUUACCAGUGAGAAUAUUCAAAACAACAAUAACAAUAAUGAAAGCAAAAUAAAAAUAAAAAAAUAAAAACUAAUAAUGCAAACCCAACAUGUCCGAGAAGGAGUAGGAUGAAGCAUUAUGCCUUUUUUUUUAAACUUACCCCUUCUCCUUUUCUCAGAUAUAUCAGUCUGUCUCUGUAUUUUUAACAAAAAAAUACAACAUAAAUAGAAUAAAUAAGUACAUUAAUCCAGCUACUUAUGUGCUGUAAUAAUCAGCAAAGCUGUGUAAAGAUUUCUUUUUGAAUUUUAUCUGGGAGCAUUUUGUUGCAGUAGACUUAUUGCUGUAGAUAAGCUUUGGUAUAAGUCUCAGCAGGCCUGUGUUCCCCUUUCAACCUCAUCUUUUGUUGUUUCCGACAACAAACUUGAGCCUGUUUUGCUGAAGCAUGAUCACAUGCUCUCUGACUCCAUCUGCUGUGUCAUCGGGGUUUGCGGUUUGGGGUCUAGACCUCAGUCUGAAGCUUUGUCAUGCACAACACCUGGUUUAUCAUGUAGGGAGGGUUAUCUAGUUUGAUAAAACAGUAUCGACUGCUCAUAUUAAGUCACCGCUGUUGAAUCAUAAGUGGUGAGCUCAGGUCUGUCACUAUACCCUUUGUCUUAGCUCUUCUUUUUCUUUCUUUCUUCCUCAGGUCAGCCACAGGUGAUUGGGUCGACUCAGCCAAUUGUAGCCUCCCUGGGUGAAGACGCCAUCCUGCUGUGUCAGGUGGAGCCUCCAGCUGAUGUGACCGGGUUGACGGUUGAAUGGUCAAAGCCGGACCUCCGGUACGAUCCAAACAAGCAGGGCUGGGUGGAAUAUGUGCACUUAUACCGAGACUACCGCGAGGUCCCAGAUAUGAAACUAUCAUCGUACGUCAGAAGAACGAAGCUCUUCACAAACGAGCUGAGACAGGGGAACAUAUCCUUGAAAAUCAGUAAUGUAACUCCUGAAGACGAGGGGAGUUACAGGUGUUACAUUCCAAAAUUGAGGAGCAGAGCACGAUCAGCAGUUGUUCACCUUGUUGUUGGUGAGUUCAAGUAUUGAUAUCAAGUCACUUUUUGCCCUAAAACCAAAUUUACAGUCCAUAUUUUUUACCUUUUAUCUUGUCUCUCUUUCAUUUGUUCCAAAUGUUUAUAAAAGCUCUUUUUUUAAUUACAGGAUCACACUCUUCGAAAACAACAGAGACACCACCGCAACUCACAAGUCUCCCGAGUCCUAAUUUACGGGGAGGAACAAAUAUUACAGGUGAGGAUGGGCUGUUGUUUCUUUUUUUGUCUUUAGUGUUUCAUAUUUGAUAUCAGACACGUUGCAAAAGUUUCCUUUUCAAUGAUAGCAGUUGUAAAAAUCUUUAUGACUUCAUUUGACUGAGUCGCUGUCAAACAAGUAUUUUUUACAACAUACCGUAACAUAUGAGUAACCCCAUCUCAUCAAGGAAACAAUGAGCACAUUCAUAAAGACAAUAGCGCUAAUUUCAAAGAAGGAAGUCUGAUGAAGAAAAUGUUGUUGGAUUCAUUCCAGGUGGUUUACCAAGAAGCAGACUGGCCCUGAUUGGAGUUUUAAUUGUCUUCCUGAUGGUCAUGAGUUUAGGAGUCAUCUGUUUCUUGUUACAGAAGUGUGAAGAAGAAAAGGUGAGUCAGAGUUAAAACAUUUUUCUAGAUAUUAUCAGAUGGAAAACAAAAGGAAAACACUCAAAUCUGCAUGACUAAAAUUAUCAAGGAUGGUUUUUUUGUUCCUCUUCUGAUGUUUUUCUUUCUUUUCCUUCCAGCUAAUAAAAGUAUUGAUAAUCUAAGCGCCUCAUGAAAGGACAGAGCCAACUGCACCACGCACGCCUGGAUCUUUUUGACUAACUGUGAAUGAAAACAAACAUCAUCUCCAGACACGGAGUGAAGCACUAAAUCUGCAUUUUUUGUAAUUCAUCAUUUGUUUAUUUAUUUUUCAAAAAGAGGAAUGUUUUGGGAAAAUGUGCGGAGAGUUAAAGUAUUAUUAAUACAUUUACACACAAGAACAACAGAUUAUUUAUAUAGUUGAAUUUUUACUGUUACUUUGAGUAUUUUCAACUAAAAACUGGUUAAAAAAAAAGCUGGCCUUUUUUUUUUUCAUUUAGAUUUUUUUUACUGUGACCUUAUUGCCUCUUGUGAGUUUUGCACUAAAAAUCCUCUUGCACUGUUCCUCUGAUAGUUUGUUCUUUUGUUUUACAUCGAGAUGUGAGUGCUGUGCUGUCUCCUAAUUGCAGAUAAAUCAUCACAUUUGUAGAUCACAUUGAUUAUUUGGUCAAGACUUUGACUACUGAGUUAAAAACUACCUAAUGUGGCAUGUUCUUUUUGCCUGUCGUGUCCUGUGUUAUUUACUGAUUUAGUUUCAAAGUCUGUUUGUGUUUUAAAUCAUCUAAAAAAAUAUUCUGCACUUUAUAUUUUGAAAAUGUUGAGUCACCACUACAUUAGAAUGGAAAAAAAGUUUUGUUUGUUUGUUUUUAUACAGUAAAAAUCUGUCUAUGACAACGAUAACUGUGUAUUUUAUAUCCUGUCACCACCCUAACUGUGCUAAAGUUCAGUGUUUACUCUCAAAGCUUUGAUAAACAGCAGCUAACGUCUUUGAGUUAACCUCUGUCUGUUAUUAGUCAUGUUAAGAUUACACUCCAAGUAUGAUGUUUAAUUAAAUAGUUUUGUGCAGAACUCCAA
Xyrichtys novacula (pearly razorfish) is the source of this 7138-nucleotide messenger RNA. Lineage: Eukaryota; Metazoa; Chordata; Actinopteri; Labriformes; Labridae. The record is from the annotation of a GenBank genome assembly.